AUGGGAAAAAUAGCAAAGAGCAACGGCAAACGACCUCGAACCACCACCAUCAUGGCACCAACAGCAGCAGCCAUCGCCAUCGGCACUAUUGUAACGCCUAACGACCCCAUCACGGAAGGAGCUACAUCUUCCACCGCUGAAGUCAUGGAACCGACAACGUCGAUCAACUCUUCCGCUGGCGGCACUGAGCCAGAUGCAUUACUUGCACCGGUCGGAACAACAUGGCAGGACAAGAACGCCGAGGAUAACGAUUCCGAUGUAGGAGACAAAGAAAUGGAAGUCGACUCGGAUACUGGUGCCACCGAUCUAUAUCCCGACACACCACCAUCCAACUUCCGCGAAGUCGCAACCAACACGCUAGCCAGUCUCAAAGCGGAGAACAUCGCUCUAUCCGAACAGAUUGUGUACAUGUCGACUCUUCUGGCAGGACGACCACCUCAGCACCUGCUCCAACACUAUCAGCAACAAAUUGCUAUCAACAAAGACAAGGAGAAAGACAAUGCACAAUUGAUCAAGCAACUGGAGUCAUCGCUGUAUGAGCUCAGGAUAAAGAAGCACCCAGGGUCCACCAUCUCAGCACACUCCACCAUAUUAACGCCAACAGCAGCGACCGCAACAAUUGCCAACAACACCCCAACGGCGGUAGUCGCAACAUCAAUGACCCAACAAGCGGCCAUCAAACCAACACCCGACAUGCCCAGAUUCUCGUUGAAUCCAGCCACAGCCUAUGAAACCAAUGAGACCAGAGUCUUUCUCGAGCGCUUCGCAACCCAUCUCAAAACACGUCUCGGCAUGGAUACCUUCGAAAACGAGUGUCAUCGGUAUCUCAUCGUCCUCACUAACGACGACCAUUAUCAACAAGAGCUACAACGUCGAUUCGCCGCCAUCGAAGGAAACAUCGGUUGGGACAUGGCGGAGAAGGUAUUCCUCAGCAUCUGCCUCACCAAAGAGGAACGUUUGGAGAACAUGCGGAACAUGGCAGACAUGGGACGCAAUAUGGGCGAGACGUAUAACCGUUAUUCCGCUCGUAUCCUUCGGCAUGCACGAGUGAAUGGAAUCCAAGACGAUAACGACAUCAUCCUUCAUCAACUCGGGAGUGGGCAACAGAACACAGAAUAA
Linnemannia hyalina is the source of this 1119-nucleotide messenger RNA. The record is from the annotation of a GenBank genome assembly. Lineage: Eukaryota; Fungi; Mortierellomycota; Mortierellomycetes; Mortierellales; Mortierellaceae.